UCUAUUUCUGCAACCACAGCGUGUGAAACCCUAACCUGAUAUUCCAUGGCAUCCAAACCCUUGGCUCGUUCUUCUUCCGCCGCAUCAAACAUCUUCAGACCAGGAGUAUUAGUUGAAAUCAGUAACUAUGUUAAGGGAUUCCAAGGUUCAUGGUUCACAGGAAAGAUUAUCCGUUGUCUCCAUGGUGACGAGUUUUAUGUAAAGUAUGACAAGAUAAUGGAGAAGGAGGAUAAAACAAAGGGCCUCCGAGAAAAAGCUAAGCUUUCUCAACUCCGUCCGAUUCCUCCGAAGGAUAUCGUGCACGACUUCCGUAUUGGAGAUGAUGUGGAUGCUUAUCACAACGGCGGGUGGUGGGAGGGUUGGAUAUCUGGAUCAUCAGGGGACGGUAAAUGGGUUGUGGAUUUCUAUGACUGGAAAGAGCGGCAAUCGUACCCUGAAAGAAAACUUAGGUUACACCACAACUGGGUCAAUGGAAGGUGGAUCCGACCAAUUCCACAACAGCAUAAUCGUGACAUCAAAAAAAGGGAGAGGGUAAGGGCUGCUGAAACUGCUAGUAGAGAAAAGGGUGAUUUCAUACGUUCGGAAAGGGUGGAUAAGAAAUGGGUAAUGACUUCUAAGCAUGAGGUCGCUCAAAAAGAUAGAGAGACAAAGUUGAAUUUAGAAGAAGAGUGUCAAGAGUUGAAGAGGUAUUUCAGUACACUGGAUAUUGUAGGCAAGAGGAUGACGAAGAAAAAAGUCAGGGAACUAACACAUUCAUUCACAAUUUCCAUGUGUCUACCAUCAGUGAAGUACACGCUAAGGAGAGAAAUUAAGAAGAGAAAAAAGAGUCAAGAGAGUGACGUGCAUCGUGAUCCUUCCAUGUGGAAGUAUGCUGAGGGCUCACAAGAAAGUCAGACUAUGAAGAGAUUAUGUACAAAACCAACUGAAAGUCAUUUGUCUAGCAAGUCUUUAAGACAUUACUUAUCUCAAUUUCCUAUUUUCUUACAUCAGUACAUUGAUGACAUUAUUGAUGUGCGUAAAGAUGGAAAUUGUGGUUUCCGUGCUAUUGCAGCUUUACUUGGAAUGGGCGAACAGUCAUGGCCUUUAGUUCGGGAGCAGUUAGAUGUUGAAGUUUAUCAACACCAUCAAUUGUAUUCUAAAGUGUUCCAUGACACAAUAUCUAAUGUUAGGAGUUCGUUGCAAGUAGAUAGCUUGGGUCCUCAAGAUUGUGACAAGUGGAUGAUGAUUCCUGAAAUGGGUUACCCUAUUGCUUCUAGAUACAAUGUCAUAUUCGUCUCAUUGUCCAAGAACUUUCACCUUAACCUCACUUUCUUCCCAUUGAUGAGAUCUCCAUGCACAACAGAGAGUAUACACGAAAUUUUUGCGGUUGGUUUUGUUGAUAAUGAUCAUUGGGUUCAGGUGAAGUUGAAACCCAAUUGUCCAUUGCCUCCCAUCACCGAUCAAUGGAGACAGAACUGUAGUGAAGAUGCAAGAGCAUGGGAAACAACAUAUGCAAGACGUAUAAGGCACUGGGAAGAAGAAGUUCAGAAGUCAACAUAAUUUAUUUUGCAUUGAUAUUGUAGCAUAUUUUUCAUUAUAUAUGUAUUUAUUUAAUCGAAUAUAUUUUAUUAACUGGUGCUCUACCGAAUUUUUCAUAUAUUCAAAAAUCACCACUACCUACC
Vicia villosa (hairy vetch) is the source of this 1661-nucleotide messenger RNA. RefSeq lists its product as uncharacterized. Bases 46 to 1539 code for a protein of 497 amino acids. The record is from RefSeq and is a predicted model, not a curated record. NCBI's taxonomy places the organism in Eukaryota, Viridiplantae, Streptophyta, Magnoliopsida, Fabales, Fabaceae. The transcript has 3 exons.